Messenger RNA from Asparagus officinalis (garden asparagus), 2146 nucleotides. RefSeq names its product ankyrin repeat, bromo and BTB domain-containing protein DDB_G0293800. NCBI's taxonomy places the organism in Eukaryota, Viridiplantae, Streptophyta, Magnoliopsida, Asparagales, Asparagaceae. The transcript has 8 exons. Bases 158 to 1951 code for a protein of 597 amino acids. Gene Ontology annotation, molecular function: protein binding. The record is from RefSeq and is a predicted model, not a curated record.
CUAUAGAAAAAAGAAAAAAGGAAAAAAAUAAAAAUAAAAAUAUAAAUCCAGCCUUAUUGUUUCGGGACUUCGAAUUUUCUAAAAUCUCCCGCGCUUCAAAGAUAGGUGUGUUCAGCUCAUUUCCUCUAGGAAUAUACAUUUAAGGAACUGUGAAAACAUGAAACGCAAGAGGGGAUCUAAAAAGGGACACAAGAAAGGGAAAAAGAAUGCUCCUCCAGUGCUCAAUACAGCCUCAGCUCCAGUUUCAAUGGAUGCUGAAGAUAGCACAUGCUUGGAUCAGAAUGAUGACAGUCAACAUGAUUCGGGGAUGGAUACUGAACAGCCUGCCAUUGCAUUGGAUAAACCAAGUAACAUCUCAAGUACCGAAACAGAUCAACCUAAUGAUAAUUCUACUAGAAAGGCAGGACCUGGGCGUCUUAAGGUAAAACUCAAAUCCUCAAGAGCAUUAGAACCUCAGAGAAGUUACUCAGAUGUACAAACACCAAGUGACACAGAUAAAAGCAACCAACAAGCUGCUUUGGAAUUAAAUAAUAAAGCUAUGGACAAGGAGGACAGUGCCUACUCAGAUGGACAAACAUCGCGGAUGCAAAAUAAUAUCUUUGAAACUGUACAAAAAAGAGCAGGUAGUAUCAAAAUAAAAUCUUCAAAAAGUCUCCAUUUAUCAAGUGAAGAUGUCCAAGAUAAAACUUUGGGUAGGAUGAAUAGUCCUACUACGCAGAUGCAGGGUGAGAGGAUUUUAGUUUCCACAGAUGACGAAAAUGAAAAAAACUUUUCGUGGCCCAAGAACUUACUGAAAUUGGAAACAAAACGACAUUGUAGGGACCCUCGAUACAAUGAGAAAGAGUUGAGUGCUGCCCUCUCGGUGAUCAAGAAAGUUAUGAAGAUGGAUGCGGCAGAGCCCUUCAAUGCCCCAGUUGACCCUAUUGCUCUUGGCAUACCUGACUACUUUGACAUCAUAGAUACUCCGAUGGACUUUGGCACAAUAUGUCAUCGUCUUGAACAUGGAUAUAAGUACAUGAACUCGGAGGACGUUUUCAAAGAUGUGCAAUUUAUUUGGGAAAACUGCUAUAAGUACAAUAACAAAGGUGAUUAUGUUGUCGACCUUAUGAAACGGGUGAAAAAGAAUUUCAUGAAGUACUGGAUGGCAGCUGGAUUAUUUUUGGAUAAGCCAAGUAAUGGUGCCACUGAGAAAAUACACAGUGAAGAUGGUAUGAGACCCACCAAGGAUAAGGUCUACUCGAAAGGGAAACAUAAACACAAGCGCCGCAAACAUGGGAUCGACCUCCACAAAAGCGACUGCCUUUGUGCUGUCUGUGUUGUUAGGCGCCGGAAGCGUGAGAAUAAUUUGGCGGGUAUUGAGAGUCAAAGGAAGAUGAGCAAUGCAAACCAUCCCAGAGAGUUCAAGAUAGAGGGAAGCUCCCCAGAAAAUCACGUGUACUGUGACGAUGCUACCUCCAGCCAGGACCACUCUCAAGAGACUGAUGUGAAUGCGGAUGUUGAAGAAUUCGAGAAUGAGGAGAAAAUGAAGACCCCUGAGCAAGCAGACACUAGCGAAGCAUUAAAUCAUGAAGCUAUGGAAGUCGAAAGAAAAACCCGUCUCUAUCCUAGUGGCGGUAGAGAGGAUUCUCUGCAUCUGGAAUCUGACAAUGGAGAUUUGGAAGACUCCAAUAAACAUUCACAAGAUCAAGAAUUGGGUUCGGGCUUUGUAAAUGAAACUGGUCACCAAGAAGAUGUUGCAGAAAUCCAUCGAAAGGAUCAAGAUGAAGAAACAAAGCAUCUGGAAAACCGUUUACAACAAGAAAACCAUUCAAUCCUGCGGAUAAGUAAAAGCCUGUUUCCAAGCAAAGUUGGGUCAGUGUGGAAUGGGCCCCAUUCUUUGAUGCAGCGACAUGUAGCAUCAACUCGAGAUAGUCCCAUACAUGCUGCAUUGGCUGCAUUUAUGAAGCAAUAGAGCUCCAUGGAGGUGCUUGUAACAUAAGAAUCGUUAUUCUCCUUGGCUGAUAUUAGGAUGCUAAUAGAUUCUUGCUGUAGUGCUGCAAAAGAGAAUAUGUGGAAAUCAUGCUAUUGUAUGUAGUACGGUUAUUUCUGAGAUGACCAUUGAAAAUGUACAACAAAGUGGGAAGUCAAUGCAAGGUCUUAUACCAAA